AUGGGAAGGGAGGGCUGGGCGGCGGCCAUUGUCGGGAGUGUGGGACAGGAGUGGGAUGUCGAGAGGAGGUUUCGGGUUACGGAGGUUGCGCUGGCAAUUAUGUGGUGCUGUGCAUCCGCAUAUCUUUCUUAUUUCUUUGCUGAUUGUAUGAUGUCUCGAUGGCUUUUGAAUUACACCCCGCCUGCCGUUGUAAUCCGGCUUUUGACAACGAACGGGUUAAUUGCAUAUAUCACUUCAUGGGUUCUCUAUCUUUCCGGCGCAUCUUCUGAUCCACGACUUCUUCUACCCGCCUGGAUCUCCAUUACAACCACCCUAACAUUCGUCUACCACGCAACACAAAACCACGCCACAAUCAAACGCGAAACAGCCGCCUCCUUACUCGUUGUCUCCGUCGCCAGUUUCCUCAGCAUGUCCUCGCUCCUCCUCCAGCUCCAUCUAACCCGCGAGAAUGAACCCGAAGUCCCCGUCUUCGUCAUCACCCGCAAACUAUGGGACUGGGCCGUCGCCAUCUUCCUGCGCAUGCGAGUCGCGGAUGGUCGAGCCGUCGGUGAACUAUAA
Penicillium daleae is the source of this 558-nucleotide messenger RNA. RefSeq lists its product as uncharacterized. The record is from RefSeq and is a predicted model, not a curated record. Lineage: Eukaryota; Fungi; Ascomycota; Eurotiomycetes; Eurotiales; Aspergillaceae. Bases 1 to 558 code for a protein of 185 amino acids. The transcript is spliced from 4 exons. Gene Ontology annotation, biological process: protein N-linked glycosylation; cellular response to oxidative stress. Gene Ontology annotation, cellular component: endoplasmic reticulum membrane.